Sinocyclocheilus anshuiensis is the source of this 2419-nucleotide messenger RNA. Its product is annotated as insulin-induced gene 1 protein. Gene Ontology annotation, biological process: cellular response to insulin stimulus; SREBP-SCAP complex retention in endoplasmic reticulum; SREBP signaling pathway. Gene Ontology annotation, cellular component: SREBP-SCAP-Insig complex; endoplasmic reticulum. The coding region runs from base 228 to 983 and encodes 251 amino acids. NCBI's taxonomy places the organism in Eukaryota, Metazoa, Chordata, Actinopteri, Cypriniformes, Cyprinidae. The record is from RefSeq and is a predicted model, not a curated record. The transcript is spliced from 6 exons.
CCAGCGCGACUCACCAGACAUGACCGCGCUUGUUUUCUGCAGAGGAAGAGCGCAUGUGGCAGUGUAGUGCUGUGGAGUGAAAGAGACUGCAGCGUUCCGCGAAGAGAUGAUGUGACCAAACAACACAUCUGAAAGUGUCUUUUGUUAGCUUAGCGUUUUGCAAAAUAGUUUUGAAAAGCACAGACGCGCUGCGGUUAAGACGAGGACACUGCAGGAUCAAGUGCCAAAUGCCAAGACUAGAGGAACACUGUUGGAGCUGCUCCUGUUCAACCACUGUAAAGACGAAGGAGCUGUCAAGCGCCAGCUGGAUUGUUUGUAAAACGGGUGAAAUGAUGUCCAUCAUAACCUCAGUGCUGAGCCAAUCAUACGGCUCUCUGCACAGCCUCCAGUCCGCUAAUUUAAUUCGACGGGGGCUUGUAUUGUUUAUCGUCGGAGUAGUUCUCGCCUUGGUGUUAAACUUACUCCAGAUCCAGAGAAACGUUACAUUGUUCCCAGAGGAAGUGCUGGACACGCUGUUUUCGUCCGCCUGGUGGAUUCCCCUCUGCUGUGGCACUGCUGCUGCUGUGGUUGGUCUCUUGUACCCCUGCUUGGACCACCAUCUUGGAGAACCGCACAAGUUUAAGCGGGAGUGGGCAAGUGUGAUGCGCUGCAUUGCUGUUUUUGUGGGCAUCAAUCACGCCAGUGCUAAACUGGACUUUGCCAAUAAUGUGCAGCUUUCACUAACUCUGGCUGCCCUGUCUCUGGGCCUCUGGUGGACGUUUGACCGUUCCAGGAGUGGCUUUGGUCUAGGGCUGACCACUGCUUUUUUAGCCACACUCAUUGCUCAGCUGCUGGUCUACAAUGGCAUCUACCAGUAUACGUCUCCAGACUUCUUGUAUGUACGUUCGUGGCUGCCUUGUAUAUUCUUUUCUGGUGGAGUGACAGUAGGAAACAUCGGCCGACAGCUAGCUAUGGGCUCAACGGAGAAGCCUCAUAAUGACUAAGUGGGUGUCAGAGGUCAUGAAGUGAGCUACAAAGAGUGCCAAAACAGAGGGCCUUCAAACUAUAUUGGGUGUUCCUGGUUUCUGUCCGAGCAUAACUUCUGCUCCUAAUUUUGCUCCACUUUAUAACGAUACAAGAAAACAAAGAGCAAGUUGGUUUGAAUUGGCCUGGUGUGCCAUGAACAGCACCUUUGAACAGCCAAAAGAAUCCCCCUGGCAUUCAUUACUACCAUCAGCAUUGUCGUUGUUACAUCUCCUUGCAUUAGAGUUACUGGUAACGUCAGUCUCCUUAUUACCAGUUUGCUGGAGUGCCACUAUUGGACAAUUGGACUGUACAAAAUCAUAGCUAAUUUCACUUUCAGUGAAGGUGAGCGAGUGAAAAGUAGUGGUGAAACUUUGUGUAUGCAAAUGAGUGUGUGUGCUGGUCCUAUGGAUAAGGCCAGGCAAAAAAAAAGUUGGUGUUGAAGUGCACACUUUUACUUUGCGUUGGAGAACUGAAAGCGAAAUCAAAGGGAAAAAAAUUAAGACUGUGCAAAAUACCUAAAAUAUCCAAAGAGGUCUGUGUACUGUCUAUAUAGGAUGUGUUGUAGUUUUAUUUUUGAAAACGCUCGCAGCACUGCGAGUCUCUCAUACAGACUGGACCACCUUGAGUGUUAUUUUGAGUACCAGUGAGGUUUGAUUUGCCAAUCACAUUUGUGCCGACUGGUUAGUGUAGUAUAUUGACUGAAUUGACUGUGUUUUUAUCAUACUUUGUUGCUAACGCAGACCAAAAGUAAAACUAGAAACAUUAGUUUUCAAGAAAUUAAGUGGCACCUUGAAAUCAGAAUCAAACAUAAGUUAAAACAUCAAGGAUGCUUCUAUUUGUAUUAAUGUAAACUCACAGAAAAGGUGUAAUGAAGUCCAUUUAAAGGUUUCUAAAUCAAAAGGUUGGAAACUUAGGAUAACUAAACGUCCAGAGGACAUUUGUACUGCGGCCUCGAAGGUUUGCAAUCUGUGAUUGCCUUUGUAUUUUAGCAUUAAGUGCUUUUGUCACUUCUUCUCCAGUAUAGUCAUUUUUCUUUUUCUUUGUACUUUAUUCAUUGUGUAUUGCUUAUCACCUGUAGCCGCUUCUAUAUCUAAUAUAAGAGGAAUCACAGGCAUAGUGUGUCAGUUUGGGGGUCUUCGCAAAUGAAGUGCAAUCAGUUUCUUUGAGCCUGGUAUUCUUUCAUAUUUAUUACUUUUUAUAAUGUUAAGGUACCCCAGACAACUCGUAUGCAGUAUAGCAACAUACCAGCAAUAAACACAUUGUUUAUAUGUAUGUGUAAAGAUGUAAUAUGACGGCAGACUCAUUUUUAAAAAGUCACACACAAAAGAUAAUCUUGCAAAUGAUACCAAUGACCAUUUCCACUGUUCUGGAAAAAAAACACACCACCAUGUUGUUACUAGCAGUAGUAAAUUGG